UGUCCAUAUUGCGCCGGAUGAGCUCGAGACGCAUUGGAUACCUCCGGAGUAUUAGUGCUGCCUCAUUUGUUCUCCAGGUGACCACUAUUGUCUUAAGAGGGAGUACCAGAAGGCAGCAACGGUCCACCCAGCGCUGCUGUGAUAUUGAGAGGUCAUACAUUCACAAAAAAACAAAGGAAGCAAAGCAGAAAGCGAGGAUGUCUGAAGAGUUGUCCCUCGACAUAAACAUCAAAGAGCCACGAUGGGACCAAGGCACAUUCAUGGGGCGUGCCAAGCACUUCUUCAUGGUCACAGAUCCCAGGAAUGUCCUGCUGUCCUCUGAAACUCUGGAUGAAGCCAGAGUGAUCGUGGAGAAUUACAGAGCUGGUAACGUGAAGCCUGGCCUGACGGAGGAUGAGCUCUGGAGAGCCAAGUACGUCUACGACUCGGCCUUCCACCCCGACACGGGGGAGAAGAUGUUUGUGAUUGGCCGGAUGUCUGCUCAGGUGCCAAUGAACAUGACCAUCACAGGCUGCAUGCUCACCUUCUACAGGACUACUCCGGCAGUGGUGUUCUGGCAGUGGGUUAACCAGUCCUUCAACGCUGUCGUCAACUACACCAACCGCAGCGGAGAUGCUCCCAUGACCGUGAAUCAGCUUGGAACAGCCUACGUCAGUGCUACCACUGGAGCUGUAGUCACUGCUCUGGGUCUCAAGUCUCUAGCCACGCGUCUUCCACCGAUCGUCAGCCGGUUUGUCCCCUUUGCUGCUGUCGCUGCUGCUAACUGUAUCAACAUCCCCUUCAUGAGACAGAGGGAGUUGAAGUACGGUAUCCCCGUGUUAGAUGAGAAUGGAAACAGGUUAGGAGAGUCUGCCAAUGCUGCCAAGCAGGCCAUUGUGCAGGUGGUGGUGUCCAGGAUCGGCAUGGCAGUGCCAGCUAUGGCUAUUCCUCCUGUUAUAAUGAACGCUCUGGAAAAGAGAGCUUUCAUGAAGCGGUUCCCCAUUUUGAAUGCUCCAGUCCAGGUUGGCCUCGUCGGUCUGUGCCUGGUGUUUGCGACCCCUCUGUGCUGCGCCUUGUUCCCACAGAAAAGCUCUAUGAGUGUGAGCGGGCUGGAAGCAGAUCUGCAGGAGAGGAUACGACAAACCAGUCCCAACACCACGACCGUCUACUUCAACAAGGGCCUGUAGGACCAGCCGACACAUCUACACGCACACACUAAAGACAUGCAGACACUCACACAUAUAUACACAUGUGUCUGUAGUCCUGUGGGCACAAGUGGGAGAGCAAAACUACAUUUAUUUAUGCUUUUUUUUUUUUUUUUGCUGUGUGUACUGCUUUUUUUUUUUUUUUUUUUUUUUUUUUUUUUUUUAAUUUGACUGCACGAAGCUGCUCCAAGUUUAACAUUUGAGGAUGUUGAUCAUUUGACCGUGUUGGAAAAAAAUGAUUCACGGAAGGGAAAACAAAACACUUUGAGAAAAAAGGAUAAGUGACAGUUCUUUCUCUACAUACAUGACAAUUACAUACAAGACUGACUUAUGUUCCUUUUAACUGCCUAUUAGGUGGCAGUUCAUGAAGUUACUGACUUAUGUUUCACUCACUCAUAUUUCAUGUUGCAUUCAGGUUCAUGCAAGUUUUGUUUCCUCUGAUGUAUUAUAUGUAACUCCAGUUUAAAAUGAAGGCUUGUCAGGCCUUGCAUGUCUUUGCUUCUGAAUGUAACAUUAUCUUUUGCCUUGUGUCAACCCUCACUUAGAUUUGAUCUGUCUAAUUCUUGCCUAGUGAUCAUUUUAAGUAUAGUACGUAAGAUGUUUUGCCUCCAGUUAAUUUCCUUGUUGUAGUUCCACCAUGUAGUUCCACUGGAAAGACCAGUGCUUUAAUUAGCUAUAAACUGUUCAACCCUUGAUGAACAAGUUCCUCUUUUGUUUUACUCUGCUUCCUUGUUACCGGUGCAGCUUCUCACUCUCUUCAACUAUCCUUUAAGUGUACUUAUGUCCCUUUAUAUUCUUAGACCAGGUAAUGAGGUGCUAGGCACGUUUGACAAAGAAAAUAUGUAGGAAUUAUACUACAAAAGCACUCCUAGAUCACAAAGCAGAGCCAUAGAGUAUGUUAAACAACACCAGUAAGCUUGGUCUUGGUCAACAUAACGUACUGUUGCCAUGGCAGUGGCAGCCUGUCGUUCAAGGCCUUUUAUCAUUUGAGAUCUCUUCAUGAACUAGUUGCUAUCUUUAGUGGCACAUUAAUUAAUUCUUCUUGUUGUAGGUGAUGGUGCUUGUUUGGUGGUUGUGUCGGGUGGAGACGCAUAUACGCUGUUGUGUCUAAAUGUUGUUGCUAAGAGAAAAUGUUGUGAACUGAUCAGAAAUUUUUGUUUUGGAAUGCAGCGAUGUAGAAAUCACGGACAAUAAGGUAUCGCUGUUGUUAUGUGAAAACAUUGUAACUCAUAUUUUGGUGAUUUUAAUGUCCACACGUGAACUAAAGAGCUGUAUGAGCAGGUUGAAAGAAGUCAAAACUGCAGAGUUCAAGCAAAAAGCAAAGCUGUCUAAUUUCAGUUCCUUAAAGAGGGAGAUACAGUGUUUUUAUAUGCAACAGCUAGCUAGAAAAAUUGUCUUUUGCACUUGACUCAUUGUACCAAAUGAAAAUAGUUGAUGUUGUUUGACGAAGUUAAAACACUGAAUGCUUAUUUCCAGGUCAGAGCAGUGAGUUAUUGUGUGCUUGGUCUUUGUUGUUGCUUUGUUACAGCAGACAGUUUGAGCUUCUCUGAUCAAAUCCAAACACGUGGUUGUCCAGUGUGGUUACAUAGUGAUGAUGAUGUUGUAACUGAGGAAGUAUCAGCUAAAUUUAUCCCAGUGUCGUCUGUCUGGAUUAUGUAAAAAUAAGUAUAUUUUUCAUGGAUAUAUUUACAUAUAUAUAUAUAUAUAUGGUGCACAAUAUAUCACAAUAUAUGGAGCGCAUAUGCAUAAGGGAUUUUAGAGUGUGAAAGGUCAAGGUGUGCCUCUGUUAGUGAAUCCACCAGAUGACCCCACAUAUGCAUGGGAAAACAAUGUUGUCAGCUGCUCGUGUUACAGAGGUGUGUAAGUUAUUACAAAUGAGCGAGUGCUCGUCUUGCUUUAGGGCUAAUGAGUUGUCAGAUUUGAGGAGCGUUGUUCCUCGAGUCGGAUAAAACUCGAUGCAGUAAACACAGUCACAGAAUACCAAGUAUGGCUCAAUAUGUGUGUGAAGUGUUUUGUUUAUGUUGGUUGGAAAAAAAAAAAAAAAGGAUUUAUAUCCUCAACAG
This is a messenger RNA of Thunnus maccoyii (southern bluefin tuna), 3247 nucleotides long. RefSeq names its product sideroflexin 3 (gene sfxn3). Lineage: Eukaryota; Metazoa; Chordata; Actinopteri; Scombriformes; Scombridae. Gene Ontology annotation, cellular component: mitochondrial inner membrane. The transcript has 12 exons. Gene Ontology annotation, biological process: serine import into mitochondrion; monoatomic ion transport. The record is from RefSeq and is a predicted model, not a curated record. The coding region runs from base 18 to 1166 and encodes 382 amino acids. Gene Ontology annotation, molecular function: monoatomic ion transmembrane transporter activity.